This is a messenger RNA of Strongyloides ratti, 1173 nucleotides long. RefSeq lists its product as hypothetical. The record is from RefSeq and is a predicted model, not a curated record. The transcript has a single exon. Lineage: Eukaryota; Metazoa; Nematoda; Chromadorea; Rhabditida; Strongyloididae. The coding region runs from base 1 to 1173 and encodes 390 amino acids.
AUGAAUUGGUCAAACAAUUUAGAUCAUCUAAAUUUACCACAAAAAAUUAUUGAAAAAGACAAACUUAUUCAACAUCUAACCUUGCUAUUAGAAUUUCAAAAUGCUGAAAUUGAAGACUAUAAAGAAUUUAUAAAUUCAGUAGAGGAUCAAAGUAAUGAAUUAAAGGAAAAAGAAAAUACUAUUGAUAAGUUGAAUGAAUAUAAAAAUAUACUUUUGAAUGAACUUGAAAAUAAAAUUGAAGAAUGUAAUAAUAAUGAACAAGAAAUAAAAAGACUAAAUAUUGAAAUUGAAAAUUUAAAAAUUAAAAAUGAUAAAAUAUCAGAGAGGUACGAAAAUUGCAAAUUUCUUCUUGAAUCAAAACAAUCUUUUGAUGAAACUGUAGCUGAUAUUUUAUCCACUUCAGAUUGUUCAAAUAGUAAACUAUCAUCAUAUGAAAUUUAUAUGAAGUGUGAUGAAUUGGUAGAAACUUUAAAUCAAAGAAAUAGUGACAUUUAUGAUUUAGUUCAUGAGGUAGAAUGUCUAAGAAGUUGCAAUAAAAAUAUGCAUUCUGAGGUAUCAUUAUUAAAAAAUGAAUUAGAGGAACUUAAUAACGAGUUGUAUCUAAAAUCAUAUAUAAAUCCAAGUCUUCAAAGAAUGAGUUUUAUAAAUUUACCAAGCAUUGCUGAAGAACAAUCUCAAUCAUUAGUUAGAAAUUCAAGCAUAGCAAUUGAGAUACCCGAAACAUUUGAUUUAAUAGAUGAAACUUUUAGUUGUGAAAACGUUGAGUUCUAUGAAAAUAAAAUUAUGAAUUUAGAAAAACAACUUUUGGAGUCUAAUCAAAAAUUUCAGGAAUUAGUUGAAGAAAUGAAAAAUCAUAAAUGUCAAAUUAUUUCUAUAAAUGAUAUUAUGGAAGAUUACACACAGUCUUCGACAAUAGAAGAGUCUAGUGAAAAUAAAUUAAUUAAUAUAAAAGAUGUUAAAAAGAUGCAUCAAGAUGAAAUAAAUAUUCUAGAAAAACAAAUUGAGUUACUUAAAGCAAAAAUUUCUCCUUCCAUCAAACAGGAGAAUAAUAAUGAAGCACAAAAAAAUGCGCUUAAUACUACAAAUCCAUUUAUCUUUGCAAUUGAAUAUAUAUUAUCAAUUAUUAAAUCAGCAUUUAUUACAAUAAUAAAGAAACUUAAUUCUAUAAAAUAA